AUGUCCACUCAAGACUCACGCAGUAUCCUCUUCACAAAUACCCUUCCUCAACAAGGCUUUCGACUCCUAGAACUAACCCCUGAGCUGGAAAAGCUCCUAACAGCAAAAGAUGCACCAACACUCGAACUCAAAUCACCAUCUGCCGCACUCGCCAAAGCAGUAAUUGACCCAAGCGCCCAAGACUACAUCAACCUCUGCACAGCAACGUCCACCUAUCGCAUCCGCCAAGUUCAAUCCUCAAACUCCAUCCACGUCCUCCGACCCAGCCACGGCGAGAUCUCCCAGGCAGAUAUCAAGGUCGUCGAAGACGUCGAGACAAGUCUAGAUCUACCCAAUGAAGCAGUGACAACUAUUGCGAAAUGCUCAUCUACACUGGAGCUCCAUGUCCCGCCCGGUGGGUUCUCCGCAAUACCAUUUCUGGAAAAGAGUUUGCGGCUGUAUGAUCGUCGUGAUGAUGAGGAUAUCCCCAUGGAUGAAUCCGGGCCUCUAGGCGCGCAAGAAAUGCGCCAGGUGCGAGAGCAAAUGUGUCUGGAUAUCCCUGUGUCAACGGCACAGUGUGAGCAGGGAUGGGUGGAUCUGUGUGCUUUUGUGGAUGGGGGCGAGGAGGUAGCGGGGUGGAGGCCUUCUGCGCGGGCACGACUGCAUGUUUGGAAAAGUUUGGUUGAGGGCGCGGUGUUGCAGGGGAUUGAUCUGGAGAAACAGUUUCUUGUGGGGGAUUUGUGGAAGUCUGUUUUUGAUGAUGAGCAGGAUGCUCCUUUUCCUCGGGCUUUGCUGGAUGCUGUUGUGAGACGCAUUUGUGUUGAGGAUGAGAGGCCUGCGUUGGCGGAUGAAAUGAAAUGGGCAAGCUUUGACAAGACUGAAUGUACGCGGUGGGUUGGUGAGACCUGGUUGGCUGCGAAUGCUCACAGUGUUUCGUCUGCGGUUGGGAAAAGUGAGUUUAUGCGGGCGUGGAAGGACUGUCUUCCUGAGUCUUGGAGAGAAGAUGUGGCUCUGUCGAAAUUGACGGAUGGAUGUUACAAGAGUCCUGACCCUACGACGAUUUAUUAUAUUGUGGAAUCACAGCGCGAAGACACCCCCAAAGCUGCUGCUCCUGGGGCAGCUGCGGCAAAGGCCAAGAACUCCCGGAAUUGGCAUGAAUUGCUGAAAGCUCGUCGUUGA
Messenger RNA from Penicillium salamii, 1158 nucleotides. The record is from the annotation of a GenBank genome assembly. NCBI's taxonomy places the organism in Eukaryota, Fungi, Ascomycota, Eurotiomycetes, Eurotiales, Aspergillaceae.